Messenger RNA from Oppiella nova, 1664 nucleotides. The record is from the annotation of a GenBank genome assembly. NCBI's taxonomy places the organism in Eukaryota, Metazoa, Arthropoda, Arachnida, Sarcoptiformes, Oppiidae.
CUCUAGAGUUGAUGUGUUGGCCCACUAACCAAACAUCACUUCAGAUCCAGUGCUCGCUCUCCACACUAAUGUAUUUAGUGUUUCUUCACUCACUUUCUCUCGUUAUUUCUCGUGUGAUAUUAAAAGCCACUGCGAUAUCAAUAAUUGUGUCGGUCUUAAGUGAACCAUAAGUGGGACAAACAUUUCUCAGCUACUUAUCUGACAUUCACGUUGUGUUUGCCCAGACAUGUUACAUGCCCAUUGAAGCACUGCCAAACCAUUGAUACACCAAAAAUAUAACACAUUAGCGUACAAAUAAAGUGCAUUUACAGCUCACAUCCAAAGCACUUAUAGGUUUGGUUCGCCUCUAAAGACCUGAAUUGCAUUGUUUUCGAUAUAAAGAUUGGAUGAAAAAUAGGAGACUUAAUGGAAGUGAGAAUAUUGUCAACGGACGAAGACCAUCAAGUAUUCGGUGACGACUACUGUUCCGGUUAUGUCGACCAAUACAACAAAUGGAAUACAGGCUUCUCCUGUCCCACGAAGUCUAAUGAAGAGGCCGUCUAUUGCUGCGGAACUCCUACUUAUAAGUACUGCUGUACUCGUCGCAGUCAAUCCGUUACCACACAUACCAAUCAUCCGACGCGGACUCAACUCGACCCUCGGAUACUGCUGAAGAUCGUAGGCCUGACGUGCAUCGUAUCGGUGUUCCUAACGAUCCUCACGUGUUAUGUCUGCAAACGGUAUUGGAAACGGAGUGACACCCGAGACAAUCACGUGUACCGCGUCUCGUGCAACACAUCCGCCUCUCCGCACGUCUUUCCACUCGAGUCUUUCCAACCGCUGAAUCCAAAUGCCUUUUUCAAGUCACCCGAACACGUGGCCAGUGCUCUGUGCGGUGACCUAUCGGUGCUGUCGGGUUCGCACCUACAGCCCACUCACCUGCGAGCGGUCAUCGCCUCGUCGAGGGGAACGGCCGCCUCGGCAGCCAUACCGGCCCUCUGUUCAUAUCAACACAACCAGUCUGUGCUGCGACAGCAACAGCGUAACCACGAGCCGCCACCUCCUUAUCAAUUGAGUGUCAUAUCUGGUAACUCGACCACAACUGGCAACGCUGUCAGCAGCACCAGUAGCAGCACCAGUAGCACAGCGUGCGGUGUCAGCGGUGUUGUCAGUGGCGGAAGCAGUCAUACAAAUGUCAAUCCAAAUCCAAACACAAAUAGUAUUAACAGUAAUAAUGAGACGACAAGAGAAGUGAAUAGCGUUUUGUCAGAUUCCGAGUGUAACGCCAUUCACGAGGCGUCUAAUACUGAGGUAAAGAUACCAUUAUCUUCACAUAAUAGUCAUCCACCGCAACAAAGUAGCUCUUCUGUCGAUAUUCAUCCACACCAUCAACAAAGACAUCACACUCUCAGGCGAAUGUCUCAAUGAUAACCACUUCCCCCUUACAUAUUAGUUAUGAUUAUUAUAUUAUAUACAUCUCUAUAUUAAUACAGUGUAUGAAUUGAGUUAUAUGUCAUUACCACACCACCACCAAAACCGCACGUAUUUUAUCUAUAUUUUAAUGAUUAGUUUCCACUUUAUGUUUCAGUUUUACUAAUUGUUAGAAAUAUUAUAUAAUUAUAGUGAUUAUUAUGAUUGCUAUUAUUAUUGAUGAAAGACAUGCAGAGUUGAGCUAAAGAGUCCAU